This is a messenger RNA of Stereum hirsutum FP-91666 SS1, 2280 nucleotides long. RefSeq lists its product as uncharacterized. The transcript has 11 exons. NCBI's taxonomy places the organism in Eukaryota, Fungi, Basidiomycota, Agaricomycetes, Russulales, Stereaceae. The coding region runs from base 57 to 1799 and encodes 580 amino acids. The record is from RefSeq and is a predicted model, not a curated record. Gene Ontology annotation, biological process: protein sumoylation. Gene Ontology annotation, molecular function: zinc ion binding; SUMO ligase activity.
CGCCUUUCUCUUGCCUGUUCAGCCGUCCUUUUGAGCGACCACAGGGUACCGGAAAAAUGGCCACCGUUGAUACCUGGGAUGAUUUUGAGACGCUCAAGCAGGGCAUUCGCCACAAUACCGUCGAUAGACUGAAGCACAUCGUCGCAGGCUUCAACGAAGAGAACUUCACGAUGCUGAGCAAGACAGGAAAAAAGCAGGAUCUCAUCGAGCGCAUAACUGGAUGCAUGGAUCUCUGGAAGGCGAACAGGGACGUCGACAAAUGGACGAAGGCGCGCGGCGUGCUCUAUCAAGUCCGGAAUGCCGGCCAAUACAAGCACGGCGGUUACACUCCAUAUAUGCCCAACACCAAACCUUUUGCAUCCAACGCAGCCGCCGCCGCAGGGCCUAGCACGGUGACACCAUGGCAAACCUACAACGGUAACACGACCAUUCGCAAGACAGUACCAGCCAUACCUGGGGCCAUGGGUGCAGCUUCUUCACAAAAACUCCCUCCCCGUUUUAGGCCUUCUCCGUUCUUCAAUGUCGAACAAAUGGUUUCAAAUUUUGCUGAGUGUCCCGAGUCAACCAGCGGCGUUGAUCGCCGCCAGCAGUCAGUAUCAUUCACGUUGACCAACGAGCAGGUCGAAAAGCUCAAAUCAACAUCCUCGCCGCAUCAACUUCGCCUCUACUGCACAUCUUCUUCAUAUUACGCACCCGCAUCCUUCCGCGCGACCUCUGGGCCAUGUCCUAUCGAGUUCCCACCUACAUGCGAAGUACGAGUGAAUGGUACUCAGAUCACCGCUAAUAUGAAGGGCCUGAAGAAGAAGCCAGGGACAGCCCCUCCCGCUGACUUGACCAAGUUCACAAGAAUGCAGGCUGGCGUCCCAUCGAAGGUGGAGAUGGUCUACGUAAAUAGCCAGCAGAACAAUAACCAGCAACCGGCACCUCCGAAGAAGUACUACAUCGCCGUCAUGCUCGUCAAAGUAACCAGCGUUGACCAGCUGAUUACGACAUUGAAGGCGACGAAGCGAAAGACCAGUGAGGAGAUCCUUGCCAAGAUGAGGGCCUCAGUCUCUGAUGAUGACGAUAUCGUCGCCGGUCCUGUAAAGAUGUCAGUCAAGUGCCCACUGAGCUACAUGCGCAUAAGCACGCCGUGUCGAGCGAUCCAAUGCGUACAUCCACAGUGCUUCGAUGCGCUAUCGUGGUAUUCGGUCAAUGAACAAACGACGACAUGGUCGUGUCCUAUAUGCGAAAAACCAGUCAAUCACGAGGACCUCAUAGUCGAUGGCUACUUUGAUCAUAUCCUGAAGGCCACACCGGAGGAAGUCGAGGACGUUAUGGUGGAAGCUGAUGGCGAGUGGCAUACAUCGGACAAUAUGUACGCCUCCCCCGCAUGGAAGGCAACCCAUAAACCUCCACCGCCAGCCCUCAGCUUACCUCCGACACCGGAGAAGAAACCUCAUCUCAACGGCAAUGGAAAGUCGAAUGACAAGGAGCCGGAACAGGAGGUCUUCGUCCUGGAUGACUCUGAUGACGAAGAGGAGGGACAGGUCAAGCGCGAACUUUCGUUUUCUGUUCGACAAGACUCAUCUGCCCUCUCCAACGACUCGGGUCCUCCCGACUCACAAGUCAUCGACUUGACGCUGGAUUCGGACGAAGAUGAGCCCGCGCCGCCGCCGUCGCUCGCGAGCUCGAACGGGAAACGAAAGGCACUGGACGACCUGCCGUCUCCGACGGAGCAGAUCUGGAAGAAGUCUCGUGUGCAGGAUGCAUCACACACGGUGAUGAGGAGCGUGGGCAACUCUGCUCCUCGUAUAUGAACGACGUGGGCGGUUAUUCCCAGCAGCCGCAACACCCUCCACUACCCUCGUUCCAAUACGACUACAACACCGGACCCGAGAGCCGUCUUCCUCAAGCCUCGUACACGAGUAGUCUUGCGUUCGCGAGGGAUUACCCGCCUCACUACACGCCAUCGUCUUUGGCCACGAACGCGUCGAGCCUUGCUUCGACUUUGUACAAGGAUCGCUAUCAUUCCCAUCGGUGAUUUCCUUCGCUCUUCGUAUCUUGGACGUUUUGCACACUUCAUGUUUUUGUCCUGUUUCUUCGCAUCGCAUAUGGGGUUUUCGCCUACCUAGGAGCGUUCCACGCACAUAAUGUCCCGGUUCUCUUGUACGCCUAUGUACAUAUACAGCAUCGACCACUCGUCGCGGUUUCUAUUGUUUUACAACGCAUGCACCAUACAUGUCCUCCGUACUCUCCACUAAUAUGAACAACAUGAGCCCAGCGCUAGGUUCGUCAGAC